CCUCUGCACCGACCGAUUUCUAUUCUUCGACGCCUGCGCCAGGCGAGGAGGUAGUUCCGGUUCCGGCGUGGUUAAUUUCGUUCUUGGCGUUCAGUUGUCGCGGUUGGUGGGCAGUAAGGGAGGCAAGAUGCUGCGGAAUCUGCUGCGUUUUCGUCAGAUUGCCCAAAGGACCAUCAGCACUGCUUCACGCAGACAUUUUGAAAAUAAAGUUCCAGAGAAACAAAAGCUGUUUCAGGAGGAUAAUGGAAUUCCAGUGCAUCUAAAGGGUGGAGUAGCUGAUGCCCUGCUGUAUAGAGCCACCAUGGUUCUUACAGUUGGUGGAACAGCUUAUGCCAUAUAUGAGUUGGCCAAGGCUUCUUUUCCCAAGAAGCAGGAUUGACUUCAGUCUUCUCAGCAAUCAUUUGGUUCAGUUUAAUUCAGCUCUCUAUGGACCAGUACUCUGAUAAAUAACAGAGCUCUUCUUUGGGGAUCAAUAUUUAUUAACUUGUACUAACUGCCACCAAUAAAGCAGUCUUUACCAUG
Marmota monax (woodchuck) is the source of this 522-nucleotide messenger RNA. Its product is annotated as cytochrome c oxidase subunit 7A2, mitochondrial. Gene Ontology annotation, biological process: mitochondrial respirasome assembly; mitochondrial electron transport, cytochrome c to oxygen; regulation of oxidative phosphorylation. NCBI's taxonomy places the organism in Eukaryota, Metazoa, Chordata, Mammalia, Rodentia, Sciuridae. The record is from RefSeq and is a predicted model, not a curated record. The transcript has 4 exons. Bases 128 to 379 code for a protein of 83 amino acids.